AACUGUCCGAGUGAACGGACGUGCGCGCGCGCAAACUGAAAGUGGAAGCAAAUCGAAAAUCGAAAGAGAGGCAAGACAAGAGAUCGGAUCUCCCACUCACACUCGCAGUCGCGCUCGCGCCAGAAAAAGUUUUACCAAUCAAGUUUUUUAUUUCGCAAUAAAACAAAAAGAAAAAAACAAAACUUCAACCUAGUUAAAGUUAAUGUUGCUGUUGUAGUUGUGCUGAUGUAGUGAACUUUUGUGAGUGUGUCCGUGUGCAUUGGUAUUGUAUUGUGUGGAUUUCGGUGUCUCAGUGUUGGUGGAUAUUUCUUGCGUUGCGUCGCAGAAGAAGAAGCAGCAGGAAAAGCCAAAGAGAAAUUUAUAAAUCCACUCCUGUGAAAAUUGGCAUAAAACAAACACAUAAACAAAAGGAUUUACCCAAACAAAACAUGAUCAAUGAAAUCGAAAGUUGUCUGUGAGCAGUAUGCACAUUGCCGAUCGCUGGGAAUAAGCCAUCAGAACAGAAAGUGAGAAAGUGAAUGACUAAAUUCGUCCUGGGAGUAACUAACUGCUGAACAACCAACUUAAUGAAAGAGUUUCAAAGAAUGUUGAUGUUGCAAUACAGCAAGCAUGGCGAGUGCAUACUCAAAGAAAUCGGAGCAGCCUUUAGAGGAGAGCACCCGGCGGACCUGACCAUCGUCUGCGAGAACAAAGUGAAGCUGCACGCCCACAAGCUGGUCCUGGCGGCCGCCAGUCCGCUGAUAAGGAACCUGCUUGAGGAUACCCACUUGAGCGACUGCUCUACAACCGUAUACUUUCCCGACGUAAAUGCCACCUACUUCAAGUUCCUGCUUGACUUCCUGUACUCCGGACAGACGUGCAUCACCUCGCGGGACGUGAACUACCUGCACGACCUGCUGUUGCUGCUGCAGAUUAAGUCGGACAGCUGGAAGACCACCGAUUCCGCCUAUCUGAGUAACAAGUGCGGCAGCCAUCGGGACCAUCGAACGGACCGGCGCAAGCAGCAGUACACCAGCCCGCAAAAUCUGGAGCCGGAUCAGACGCUUAAGUACGAGGUGGACAGCGUGGAUGAGUCGCGCAAUGCGGCCGAUUUCUCAUCCGCGUUCAACUCCGGCGAUAAUUGCGAGAGUGCGCCCGAAUGCGAGCGGAGUGCCGGCGGCCACAACAAGGAGGAGGACGAGGACGACUGCACCCACAAGGACAACAAAAGCGACAAAGACACGGACGAAAUAGUAAAUCUCUCGAAUGCCCCGCCUAGCGGAACCAGCGGCAGCAACAGCAACAUCAGCAGUAGCAGCAACAACCACCAGCAGCAACACCACCACCACCACAACAACAACAAUAAUAAUAAUAACAACAACAGUAGUUCAGCUAUAAAUCCCGUCAACCUUUCACUCGACCUUCGGACAAAGAGCGAGAACUCGGCGAGCAGAGCUCUGGGAUCCGGAUCAGACCACAGCGGCAUCGACCUAGCGGUGGCGGCGAGUGAAAGCACGAAACGCAAGGGUCUGUUCUUUGAUUCGCACAAGGAUGUGAUGAAGCCGCUGUCCGAUGGUUCAGAUAUGAACAGCUCGCCGGAGAACUAUGUGGUCACGCCACACAGGAAGCGGCGACCCGGAUUUCAUAACACGCAGUGCGACAACCAGCCGUUCACCUCGUACCCACACAGUCUGCUAGAGGAACUGCGUCUGGCCAAGUCGACGACGUCGCCCAUCUCAGGCUUUGGAUCGGAGAAGAAUAUGCUGGCGCACCUGGAGGACGGAGCACUCAAUGGGGACACCCUGACGCCGGACAGAAAGCAUCUGCUUGAAGCGCAGCGAAAUCGAGCCCAGAGUCCCGAGAUGCCGAUGCACCUAGGGCCCCAGUUCGUGUACCAAUGGCAGUCCAACCAGAAUGCAGCCAUGUCCGCAAUGCCCAAUCUGCAGUCGCGACUUUCUAGUCUGUCGCACAUUAGCCUGAAUCUAGACCAUCCAGAGGGGCGCAGUGGGUCUGCCUCGGGAUCCGGAUCGAAUAUGGCCGGCAGCAACACGCACGCCUCCUCGGUACGGGAGUAUCGAUGCGAGUACUGCGGCAAGCAGUUCGGCAUGUCCUGGAACCUCAAGACCCAUCUGCGCGUCCACACCGGCGAGAAGCCGUUCGCCUGCCGUCUCUGUGUGGCAAUGUUUAAGCAGAAGGCCCACCUGUUGAAGCACCUGUGCUCCGUCCACCGGAACGUAAUCACCACCACCAAUGGGGCGGACACGGAGAACCGAUACAGCUGCUGCUUCUGCUCCAUGUGCUUCGAGUCGGUCCAGGAGCUCGUCCGCCACCUGUCCGGCCACCACAACAACCUGCUGCUGACGAAGAAUCUGCGCGAAUAGUAUCUGGCGGGCUUCGACAACCGAGUAUCCCAUCUGUCCGAUAGAUCCGCCGGACGGACAACUGCAAAGAGACCUGAAUUUUAAAUAUAUGAAAUACAAUCGUACGGUAACAGUAGCAGAUUUAAUUGCCUAUUGUAUAAAUAUGUAAAAUUUUCAUUUAAAUCGUAAGUUUACCAACGCAACACAUUCUGCUCGAUCAUAUUUCACCCAACGCCAACGGUCUGGAGCUCCACAUUCGAAUCCGCAUGAUCCUCGACUAUCGAUCCUUUCCAAUGCGCACGCCGGAGGCCACUCACGUUGUUUUCUCAUUUAAGUUUUAUUCGACAUCCAAUCCCAAACCCCCUGCAAAUGCACCCACUACCACUCCCACUACGACCCCCAAUUCUUUUAUAAGCGGCUGGUCCAUUCACAGUGGAGCACUUAUUUUGUAAGCAUAUUUUUAUACGCGAGGUAUUUUUAAUUUCUAUUGUAUUUCCAACCCGUCUUACAUGAACUUUAUUACCUAAACCUAAACCUAGAAAUUUUUAUAGUUUUGAUACACUCUUUCAUGUUAAGAUUUUACAUAUUCCCUCCUAAAAUCGCCAAUAAAAGUGUGUAAAGUGUACAGUAUAAUUUCGCAAGCUCAUAAUAAAAUCAGAAAAGCAUUUCCGUUUUGUUUAUACUCUUUCAAUUUUAGAAAUAUAUUUUAUGUUAAACCGA
Molecule: messenger RNA, 3059 nt
Organism: Drosophila rhopaloa
Lineage: Eukaryota; Metazoa; Arthropoda; Insecta; Diptera; Drosophilidae
Gene: ken
Product: transcription factor Ken
Exons: 3
Coding region: 567-2360 (597 amino acids)
Biological process (GO): regulation of transcription by RNA polymerase II
Cellular component (GO): nucleus
Molecular function (GO): RNA polymerase II cis-regulatory region sequence-specific DNA binding; protein binding; DNA-binding transcription factor activity
Source: RefSeq, a predicted model, not a curated record